Messenger RNA from Prunus armeniaca (apricot), 1377 nucleotides. Lineage: Eukaryota; Viridiplantae; Streptophyta; Magnoliopsida; Rosales; Rosaceae. The record is from the annotation of a GenBank genome assembly.
AUGGUUCCAUAUUCAGAAUUGAUAACAAGCCUUCGAAAUGAGUCUGUUACGAAAGUUCUACUUGAAGAGGGAUCUCGUCGGAUAUAUUAUAACACAAACUCUCGCAUUGCUGGGGUUACUCAUAUGUCUGAUGAAGAAUUGACAAACGUACAAGGAGAGAAUAUGGCCAAUAAGGUCACAAGUGAUAAUGGUUCUCGAUCUGAUCAAGCACUGAAUACGAAUGUAUUGAAAAAAUUAUCAGUCACUCAAGCUUCAACCCCUGACUGGCAGUAUUCCACUAGAAAAAUAGAUCAUGAUGAGAAAUUUUUACUUAGUUUGAUGAGAGAGAAAGGAAUUACCUAUAGCUCGGCUCCUCAAUCAGUGUUGAUGUCAAUGAGGACUACUUUGAUAACUAUAAUAUCUCUGUGGAUUCCUUUGCUGCCAUUGAUGUGGCUUCUUUAUCGUCAACUUACUGCUGGUAAUAGCCCAGCCAAAAAGCGGAGACCUGAUAAUCAGUCAGUUGGAUUUGAUGAUGUUGAGGGAGUUGAUUCUGCCAAAUUGGAGCUCAUGGAGAUAGUUUUAUGCUUGCAAGGAGCUAUUAACUAUAACAAACUGGGAGCAAAAUUACCUAGAGGUGUAUUGCUGGUGGGUCCUCCAGGAACAGGGAAAACAUUACUUGCCCGUGCAGUGGCUGGAGAAGCAGGUGUACCAUUUUUCACCGUUUCUGCCAGUGAAUUUGUGGAGAUGUUUGUUGGAAGAGGGGCAGCUCGCAUUAGAGACCUUUUUAAUAUGGCAAGGAAAUAUUCCCCAUCGAUCAUAUUCAUUGAUGAGCUUGAUGCGGUUGGAACAAAGCGUGGCAGAAGUUUCAAUGAUGAGCGUGACCAAACGCUGAAUCAGUUGCUGACAGAAAUGGAUGGAUUUGAGUCAGACUCGAAGGUGAUUGUUGUUGCUGCAACAAACAGGCCUGAAGUAUUGGAUUCUGCCCUUUGUAGGCCAGGCCGCUUCUCAAGGAAAAUAGUUGUAGGAGAACCAGAUGAAGAAGGAAGGAGAAAGAUUUUGGCUGUACAUUUGAGAGGAAUUCCUUUGGAGGAAGACAGUAAUCUUAUUUGCAGCCUCAUUGCUUCUCUGACACCAGGUUUUGUGGGUGCUGAUCUUGCAAACAUUGUCAAUGAAGCUGCUUUACUUGCUGCUCGUAGAGGUGGUGAAACUGUGGCCAGAGAAGAUGUCAUGGAAGCAAUUGAAAGAGCAAAGUUUGGAAUAAAUGAUAAGCAACUUAGACCUAGUACUAUUAGCAAGGAGCUUGGGAAAAUGUUCCCAUGGAUGCCUUCUCUGAUGGGAAAGAAUAACACAAGACAAGACGGAUUGCCAGGGCCACUAGGAUAUCAAGCUCUGAGUUGA